AGGAGGAGAGGGUCGUCUGCGGAGUGCAUAGGGCGAGCGAGGGAUGAAGUGAGGGAGUGCGAAUGCUUUUCAGACGCCACGACGACAUCACCACUUCCUGAUUCACAGAAGCAGCUUUCAAGCUUUCAUUGAUGUUAUUGUCCGCAUAGUCAAGCUUCUUUUAUUGGAUUGUUUUUCCUUUUCAACCUGUACCCAACUGCAUCUUGGUUCAUAUCAGUCAAAGCGCAGGUUUUUCUCUGAAUUCAUGACGUGGUCUCCUGACUGAGCCAGCCAGAUAUUAACAACACAAGUGAAGACCAGACCAUCCUGGGCCAUGACUGCUCUGCUGAACGCAACGGAUAUUGUUGGGAAGUCAGCCAUUCUGCUGGUGACCACAGACUCUCCCUUUAACCUGACUCCACCUUCACGGGCAGAACAUUUAUCAGACCAGCCGGUGGCUCCCUUCUGUACCGUCUGCUGCUGUGGAUUUCUCAAUCGUGCCUUUGCAGUUGCUCUCAUGGUCAGCCUGGCUUUCGCAAUAGUGGUUGGGAAUGUGAUCACUCUGACUGUUUUUGUGCAGACGAGACAGUCCAGAACACCGCAAGGAUAUCUGAAAGUGUCUCUGGCUGUAGCUGACAUGAUGGUGGGCGUCCUUGUGGUCCCUUUCUCUGUUUACACGGAAAUCUCACUGAUGGUAACCUACACGCCUCCCAUUUGGUAUCAGGGGGGUUCUGCAUCUCUGGCGUCCUCUUUAAGCGGACAGAGGAACCCGUGGCAGCCCUGCAUGCUGAUUGGACCUGUGUUCGCUGGGUGCACCUUUGUCUCCAUCAGCACCAUCUUCCUCAUGACAGUGGAGCGAAGUGUGGCCAUCCUUUGGCCGCUCCACAAGGACGCCUUGGUGACGCAGAGGAGAACACUUUCCCUCAUCCUGCUCUCAUGGGCUGCAAGCUUUCUACUGGCAGUUGCACCCCUCUUAUUCAGCAGCAACUUCACUUUAGAGUACAAUGAGUGUAGCCGAAUGUGUAACUACGUCCCAGUGUUGCUUGGCAACCGGCCACCACAUGACGCCAACAUCCUGCUGUUAUUCCCAGUAUUUGACUUUACGCUCCUUGGUGGAACGUUGGCAGUUAACAUUGUGUCUUUCACAAGCAUCAGGCAGUACUCCAGGAGACGCAAACUCCUCUCAGAGGGGAGCAUGACUGAUGGAGGAGGAAGAGGAGGAGGGGGAAGGCCAUGCCCUCACAGACCCUCAUUUUCAGACAUUAAGGCCGCUAAGACAAUAAGCAUAUUAACAUUUGCUUUCACCGCAUCCUUUUCUCCCAUUGCAGUAUUUGUGCUCGGGAAUGUGGUGGGAUACACCUGGUGCAACUUCUCCUUUGUUGCCUUCUGGAUUCUAACAGCAAACAGCUGCUGCAAUGUGAUCAUCUACAGUGUCAGGGACCACCGUUUUCGGAAGGGGGUGACCCUACUCUUUCAGCGUGACAACUGUCCCCCACAGGAGGAGAAAACCUGAGAGACAUGCCCAGGACUGUAGCUGUUGAUGAGAUUUAAGUCAUGUGUCAGGGGGUCACGUUCCCCCACACUUUUUACCCUAUGUGUGUGAUGUGCCCCUUUUUCCCGGAAUGGAAAAUACCCCUUUUCAGGAAUGGAAAAUUUCAAUUUCAGCACCAAAGGAUUAUACAAUCUCACCAGAAUUUUGAAUAAAUUAACCGGGCUGCUUUCCAGCACAAUGAGCGCAUGCUUGUAAUGAAGGAUACUAUUGAAAUACUGAGUUUUUCAUCCCAUAAGAGAAAUGAUAUAAUACUAUAU
Phycodurus eques (leafy seadragon) is the source of this 1788-nucleotide messenger RNA. RefSeq names its product adenosine receptor A3-like. Gene Ontology annotation, cellular component: membrane. Gene Ontology annotation, molecular function: G protein-coupled receptor activity. NCBI's taxonomy places the organism in Eukaryota, Metazoa, Chordata, Actinopteri, Syngnathiformes, Syngnathidae. The record is from RefSeq and is a predicted model, not a curated record. Gene Ontology annotation, biological process: G protein-coupled receptor signaling pathway. The transcript is spliced from 3 exons. The coding region runs from base 314 to 1492 and encodes 392 amino acids.